Messenger RNA from Centrocercus urophasianus (Greater sage-grouse), 4183 nucleotides. Its product is annotated as interferon-induced GTP-binding protein Mx-like. Gene Ontology annotation, cellular component: nucleus; microtubule; cytoplasm. The record is from RefSeq and is a predicted model, not a curated record. The coding region runs from base 166 to 2397 and encodes 743 amino acids. Gene Ontology annotation, molecular function: GTP binding; GTPase activity; microtubule binding. NCBI's taxonomy places the organism in Eukaryota, Metazoa, Chordata, Aves, Galliformes, Phasianidae. Gene Ontology annotation, biological process: defense response to virus. The transcript is spliced from 14 exons.
GUCUGUGCAUAGAAAAGCACCCAAAGCAGCUGAAUGCAGUUAAUUGUUUCUCCUUGCUGCAUGACUCUGGCAGAGUCUGCCAAGAGUGGUUGGUAUUGACAGUAAUCACUGCUCGGUGCAGUACAUACGGACAAGCCAUAGAGCAAGCCAGAAGAACAGCAGAACAUGAAUGGUGCAAAGUUCAACUUCAACACACCUUUUGGAUGUACCAAUCAGAUCCCAAACUCCAACACACCUUUCGGAUGUGCCAGUCAGAUCCCAAACUCCAACACACCUUUUGGAUGUACCAAUCAGAUCCCAAACUCCAACACACCUUUCGGAUGUGCCAAUCAGAUCCCAAAGCAGGAUAGUAACAAACCACCUUCCUUACGUUUCAUUUUUGGGUUAUCUCCACCACCGCCACCAGACUGUAGCAAUCAGAUGGCUUCCUGUGUACCAGAACUGACUGACAGAAAGCCUGGGCAUGAGCAGGAAGUGUCCGAGAAGCAGAAUGACAGUGAAGAGGACAAGGAUGAGGCAGCAGAAUACACCUUGCACGACCAAUAUGACAAAAAGAUCCGACCUUGUAUUGACCUUGUCGACAGCCUGAGAAUGCUUGGUAUAGGAAACGACCUGACGUUGCCUGCGAUUGCACUGAUUGGAGACCAGAACUCUGGGAAAAGCUCUGUCCUUGAAGCUUUAUCUGGCGUUUCUCUUCUUACGGACAGUGAUGUCAUUACUCGCUGUCCUCUGGAACUCAAAAUGAAAAAAAUAACACCGCCAUCAGAAUGGAAAGGAGUAAUUUAUUACAGCAACAUGGAAAUACAACUCCAGAAUGCCUCAGAGGUGAAGGAAGCAAUAAGAAAAGCCCAAGAUACAGUGGCUGGCACUGAUGGUAACAUUAGUGGAGAACUAAUUUCCCUUGAAAUCUGGUCCCCGGAUGUCCCAGACCUGACACUAAUUGAUCUUCCUGGAAUUGCCAGACUGGCCAUGGGGAACCAGCCACAAGACAAUGGCCAACAGAUCAAAAUGCUACUUAAAAAAUAUAUUGGCUGCAAAGAGACAAUCAUUUUGGUAGUGGUACCAUGCAAUGUGGAUAUUGCAACAACAGAAGCUCUGAAAAUGGCUAAGGAAGUGGACCCCACAGGAGAAAGGACACUUGGGAUCCUUACUAAACCAGAUCUGGUGGACAAAGGAACCGAAGAGGCUGUCCUUAAGAUAAUGCGAAAUGAAGUCAUCCCACUCAGAAAAGGUUAUAUGAUUGUGAAGUGUCAUGGGCAACAGGACAUCAAUGACAAUCUGUCCUUGGCUUCUGCAAUCCAGCAAGAGAGACAGUUCUUCGAGACUCACAAACAUUUCAGCAUUCUUCUGGAUGAAAAUAAGGCUACUAUCCCUCAUCUGGCAAAUAAGCUUACCAAUGAACUUGUGGGACAUAUUGCUAAAACUUUGCCUGCAAUGGAGAUCCAAAUACAUGAUGUGCUGCAACAAGCAAAGAAGGAACUACAAAAGUACUCACAAAGCACACACAAAACUGACCGUGAGAAAAUGCUUUUCCUUGCAGGAUUGAUCAAAGUGUUUAAUGAAGAUAUCUCUCAGGCAAUGUAUGGAAAGGAAUCCUGGUUUGGAAAUGAAAUCAGAUUGUUUCCAAAAAUCCGCAGAGAGUUUCAUACAUGGGGAGUAAAGGUCCUGGAGAGCACUGCCAAAGUUGAAGAAAUCAUACGCAGUAAAGCGUCCAAAUAUGAACACCUGUACCGUGGACGGGAGUUCCCAGGCUUUAUCAGCUACUGGAUAUUUGAGGACAUUAUAAAAGAGCAAAUUUCAAAGCUGGAGGAGCCAGCUGUUGUGAUGCUGAACAAAGUGAUCUGUAUGGUUGAAGAGAAAUUUUUGCAGCUGGCUAACAAGCAUUUUGCUAAUUUUCAGAACUUAAACAAAGCUGCUAAGGCCAGAAUUGGUUCCAUUGCAGACAGACAAGCAACGACUGCGAAAAAUUUCAUCUUGACUCAAUUUAAAAUGGAGAGAAUUGUAUACUGCCAGGAUAACAUUUACGCAGAUGAUUUAAAAGCUGCCCGGGCAGAAAGCAUCAACAAAAAUACAAAAAUCAAAGACCUUGGUCUUGCAACUGCUUCAAGUCAAGGUCCCAGAUUUGUCCUGGAAAUGGUUUCUCACACAAAGGCCUAUUUCACUGGAGCAAGUAAACGCCUGAGCAAUCAGAUUCCUCUGAUCAUCCUCUCUACUGUUCUUCGUGACUUUGGAGAUUAUUUGCAGAUCUCAAUGUUGCAUCUCUUGCAAGAAAAAGAAGAAUUAAACCACUUACUCCAGGAAGAUCAUGAAGCUGCUAACCAGCGGAAGUUACUAACCAGCCAAAUUAGUCGCCUCAACAAAGCCUACCAGUACCUAGCAGACUUUAAGUCUCUGUAGAUUUCCUCAUCUUUCAGAAGUAUUUUUCUGCUUUUGCUUUCUAGCAUUGAUGAGGAGCUUCGCAAAAUCCUCCAACGCAGCAACCUUUAAUACCAGUUUCUAGAUUUUUCUAAUGAUUUAGUGGUCUAGUUCUGUCUUAAUUUCCAUAGUCUGAUAUGCCUACCCUUGUCUAAGCUCCACUGCAGUAGUUGUGAUAAAAUGUUAUCCCACUUUCAACCAUUCAUUAUAAACUUUGUCUUCCAUACAACAUCAAAAUAUAUUUUCUAAAAGCUUGAGCUCUGACGUAGGUGGUUUUGGUUUUAUUUUUUAAGGGAUGGGGAGCCUUCAGCUGUGGAACCCAAAAACUGCAAAAAUCCUAUCACGUAACUUUUCUAGAUCUCUGUGAUUUUGCUGUGGUUGUUGUAUUGCCUGCCUUGCAUAGAAGAUACUCGUGCAACGUGUUACCACUGGUAAGUUCCAACUCUGCAGAUAAAGAUGCUGCUCACAGUGUGUCUGAAACAGUUCCAGCCUAAAGGGAAAUAACUGCAGCUGAUAAGUAUACUCACAGGAUGAUGUUAGGAUUCAUUUCUCUUUUUUCUCUGACUUAUAUGGUUAUGGUUAGAAAACCAAGAUGUUUUUCUAUUAGGUGCCUGGACCUCUGCCUGAGAUUUUGGGGUUGAUGGUGGAUUUACCAGACCACUGGAUUGGGUUGUAUGUAACAGAUUAAUCCACAAGACACUGAACAGUGAAAAGAUGCCUCAGCACAUAGCAUGCUACCUGCUAUCUCCUCCUUCUCAGGCUGAGGAGAAUCUUUCCAAAAGCUGUCUUUCAUUUCAUGGAAGGCAGAGCAAAACGCAAUACUGCACAUCGUAAUUGUGACAUCUUUCAUAAGGAGAUUUUAACAGGCAAAACUUUACUCUGUGCAGUGAGUGAGGGCUGGCUGCAUUCUGCUAAAAAAAUGUGCCUAUUCCAGUUUGUCAUGUAGCAGUUCCCAAGACAAGCAGUUCCCAAGGUUACAAAAGAAGCCUUCUCUUUGUAACAUGGCAGCAAUGGAGGGCUGACUUCUGCAGCACAGAGCUCAACCCAUUGGAGCAUGCAGCAUUUAUAACCCUGUUAAGCACUACCAACAGUUUUCCACAUCUACUAGCAGCACAGCAGCUUACAAGCCCUAUAAAAACCUGAUACCAUAACACUGAAACACAUUUAAUUUUUAUUUUGAAUGUGCUUUAAAGUUAUAAACUGCUUCAUGGCAUCCCCUAAGGGGCGCAUGACAAUCAUGUGCUAUUGGAAAUACCCCUAGAGAAAACAGGCAGGUACACUGCUUUGGGCAGUGUGAGUUACAACAAAUUAGGGUGCAAUUCCCUCAUCCCACUGCUUUUCAGUCUAAACUUCCCCAUUUAACUCCAUCUCAUAAGCCCAAGUGAUUUUGGCAGCCCCCUCCCCUGAAGAUAUCCAGUAUCCCUGACCAGCCAGCUCUAUUCCCCUGGCUUUACUCAGGAACCUGAAAUUCUGGAGUUAAAAAAAAAAAAAAAAAAGGCAAGAUAACCCUCUUGCUUUUUCUCGUCCUGCUUCUUCUUUCUUGAAUGAGCUUCACAGAAGAUUUCAGACAUUGAGUUUAGCAACUGCUUCCAAGACAUCCCAAACAAACUGCUACAAAGGAAAAUUAUUUGUAAAAAAAAAAUAUAUUUUUUUAUUUGGUGCAGUGUUUCCAUGCAAGGUAAUUGCAUUUCAGUACCAACACAACUAGCGUCAUUUAUUUCAAGAAAAUUAUCCUUCUUAAUAAAAGUGACUUGUUAUGGCUUUUUGA